Molecule: messenger RNA, 348 nt
Organism: Oikopleura dioica
Lineage: Eukaryota; Metazoa; Chordata; Appendicularia; Copelata; Oikopleuridae
Source: the annotation of a GenBank genome assembly
AUGAACCUUCUUAAAAAAAUAUCGAAACUAAUCGGAGUCGAGGAAAAAUCGAAAAACGCAGAGCAAAAGAGAGAAAAAUCAAACGAAAAUGAUGAAGACUACCAAAAUUUGAUUCAAGCAAACAGAUUGAGUAGGAAAAGUAAUUCAAGCUGCCCAAGUCCAUCAGUUUGCAUGCGAAAGACGCCUUCAGUUUUGAGGAAACAACUUAGCGACAGUUCUGAGAAAAAUCUGCCACGCGCGAGUACAAUCAGCGACUUCACGCCGAGAACCGAGCGUCGUUCCCUUCCAACAACACCUGGACUGAAAAGAAAUCUGACUGCGACUUCAUUGAGAAGCACGCACAUCUAA